Brassica rapa (field mustard) is the source of this 1446-nucleotide messenger RNA. Its product is annotated as bifunctional protein FolD 1, mitochondrial. The record is from RefSeq and is a predicted model, not a curated record. Gene Ontology annotation, biological process: tetrahydrofolate interconversion. Lineage: Eukaryota; Viridiplantae; Streptophyta; Magnoliopsida; Brassicales; Brassicaceae. Gene Ontology annotation, molecular function: methylenetetrahydrofolate dehydrogenase (NADP+) activity; methenyltetrahydrofolate cyclohydrolase activity. Gene Ontology annotation, cellular component: cytosol.
GCAGGCCUAGCGAUAUUCAUCACCACCGUCAACUCCAUUGACAGCUUAUACACUUUGGAGAUGAGUCAUCAAAAGAUUGAGACUUUCCCCCAUAUGCAUUGUUUUAAGCUUUAUCUGUUGACUACUGCUACUUUUAGCGUUUCGAGCAUGUUAUUAAUCGCGAGGAAAGCUUUGGCCUUGGCGCAUAACAAGACUAUUCGUUUAACGACGAGGGAAGUGCACUGCUUAAGCUCCAUCUUACUCUCUCCUCCUCUCGUGUCUCUUGACUUGCCUGAAAAUUGGGUUCCUUACUCUCAUCCUCCAUCCCCUGUUGCCUUCGAGUGUGAACAGAAGACUGUGGUGAUUGAUGGCAAAUCUAUCGCAGAAGAGAUCAGAACGAAGAUUGUUAGUGAAGUGUGGAAGAUGAAAAACGAUGUUGGCAAAGUCCCUGGUCUUGCGGUUGUGUUGGUCGGCGAACAAAGAGACUCCCAAACUUAUGUGCGGAACAAGAUCAAAGCUUGUGAAGAAACUGGGAUUAAAUCUGUUUUGGCUGAGUUGCCUGAGGAUUGUACAGAAGGAGAAAUCAUCACUGUAUUAAAAAAAUUCAAUGAAGACACAUCUAUUCACGGAGUUCUCGUGCAGCUUCCUUUGCCCCAGCAUCUUGAUGAAGCAAAGAUAUUGAAUAUGGUGAGGUUAGAGAAAGAUGUUGAUGGGUUUCAUCCAUUAAACAUGGGGAACCUUGCGAUGAGAGGGAGGGAGCCGCUAUUCGUAUCUUGCACCCCUAAGGGAUGUGUGGAGUUGUUGAUCAGAGCAGGUGUUGAGCUAGCAGGAAAAAACGCUGUGGUGAUUGGAAGAAGCAACAUCGUUGGUCUCCCAAUGUCUUUACUGUUGCAGAGGUAUGACGCUACAGUAAGCACGGUGCAUGCAUUUUCAAAGGAUCCAGAGCACAUUACAAGGGAAGCUGAUAUUGUGGUUGCAGCCGCGGGUGUGCCUAACCUUGUUCGUGGAAGUUGGCUGAAGCCUGGAGCAGUUGUCAUCGAUGUGGGAACAUGUCCUGUUGAGUAGCUGUGAGCAAGGUUAUCGUCUUGUUGGGGAUGUAUGCUACGAGGAAGCGUUAGGUGUUGCCUCAGCGAUUACUCCUGUACCUGGAGGAGUCGGUCCCAUGACGAUUGCCAUGUUACUAUGCAAUACCUUGGAUGCUGCCAAGCGGACAUCCUUGUGAUAAAUAUGGUUAUCUCUGUGUUAUAACUAAAGAGUCCAUGUUGUUGGGGGGGUUGAUCACAAAUUGACAAUCCCUUUUGAAUUUUGAAUUAUCAUGUUGUUACAGACAAUGGUUGAUGUCUGAUAUAAAGCUCUUUGUCAGAGUAGAGUUUAAUGAUUUUGUUGUAGUAACUGGUUUCUAGAUAACAGUGGAAUGUUUAUGUUUCAUUGGCGUUUACAAGAUGAGGAAGCCAUGGUAGUUAUGCA